AAAGGGGACGUGAAAGCACUAUAUAUAUCUCUUCAAAAUGUCUCUGUGUUUAUCCAAGCACAAAGAAAGUUUAGGGAGAAAAAUGUUGUGAAUAAAAGGUUGUAGUGGUGGGUCAUGAUGCUGCUUUACCAGCGCCCUCUUGUGGUUCUCAGACAAAAUUACUUUCCCCCAAAAAUGUUGGUAAAUACAUAUUCUCAAACUUUAGGAAAACGAAUUUGAUUUAAUUUAUAUAAUAAUAACAAUAAUUGACAUGUAUAAAAAUAUGUGAUGUAUUUAGGUUGCGAUGUUUAUUAGAGGGCACACACUGCUAAAAAUCUGCUAAAGCACGCCUUUUUUUAACCAUGAAAGGGCACUAACUGUACAUCAUACCAACCCCCAUAAACAUCUUUGAACUCAGAUAGGAGCUGUUCCAAAAUAACACCCACGCUAAUGUAUAUGUGUUGUUUGAAGUGUAGCAAGAUUGAUUUUUUUAUCAAUUUGCUACCAUGCCAAGUAUCUCAUGAAAGGGUCCUUUUAUCUCUUUGAUAUAAGGUCCACAAAUGUUUAUUCCAUACAUUAGUGUGUAAUUUGCUUACAACUGCUUUUUUAUAAUGUAUAGGCUAAAUCUAUCCCAACUGUAACACCGAGAACUGUACUAAAGCGUGACUGUAAGUAAAGGGUAUGAAUAGAGCAUUAAGGCCAAUUUAACAGACAUGCAUAUGAAGAAUAAAACGUGAAAUGCUUCCCAUUCUUGUUUCCAAGAGUAAAUAGAGAGCAGCUGUGUGGGUGAGCUAUCGAGAGGCAUAAGCUCUGUAUCUGAAUGGUGGAAAUUCCAUGUGUCUUCCCAGAAUAUAGGGUUGUUUGUUUAGUAAACGAUGGACCUUGGUGCCUGUUGAGACCUGAAAUCAACAUUUAUAGUUAUAACAAGCAACGCCUUGCUUUGACGAUUUCCACCAUGGAUGGACCCCAGCCAUUUGGGGUCUCUAUCUCGAAACAUCCAUCCUUAUGCAAAAAACUUGGGUGUAUUUUUUGACUCAGAGUUGAACCUUGUAAAACAAGUCAAUACAGUGGUGAAAACCAGCUUUUACUUUAUUCGGUUAAUAGCCAAGAUAAAACCAAAGACGAUCAUCCAUGCAUUUGUAUCAACCAGGCUGGACUAUUGCAACGCCUUGUAUUUAGGAUUGUCUCAGUCAGUGGUACAUAGAUUACAGCUUGUUCAAAAUGCAGCUGCCAGAUUAUUGACUGGAAGGAGAAGGAGUGAUAGAAUAACCCCAAUUUUAGCAAAUUUACAAUGGCUACCGGUGACUUAUAGGAUCGAUUUUAAGGUACUAGUAAUGAUUUUUUAAAUCUUGAAUGGUCUCUCACCAGCGUCUGUCAGAUAUGGUUACUCUAUAAGCCGUAAGAAACCUACGAUCUGCUGAUAAAUCACUGCUCCAGGCAGGGCUGGACCGGGAAGAAAAUUCAGCCCUGGCAUUUUUAGGCCCGAAUCGGCCCUCCACCGAAUCUGUCGAUGGGGGUGGGGGGGGGUUGUGUCUUUUGCAUUCGCGUUGCGUGCAUUCGCAUUUAUAAUAAGUCCGUCUAAGCGGCCAAUGCCUUUGUUACGGCCCCAUACGUUAGCGGCAAACGCAUCCGUUAUGGCCCCAUACGUUAGCGGCCAUAGCCCCCGUUCCGGCCCCAUACGCCCGGUACGCCAGAUGGCCAGUCCGCCCCUGGCUCCAGGUUCCGUCGUCCCGAUUUAAGCGGAAAGGCGAUCGGGCCUUCUCAAUAGCCGGGCCUCGUUUAUGGAAUAACCUUCCGCUAGCCAUUCGAUCCGCCCCCUCUUUACCUGCCUUUAAAUCUGCUGUGACAAAGCAUUUCCUUAGUGUGGCGUUUGAUCCUGAUUAAGAGGGCUUUGGCAAAGUAUUCUGGCGUUUUGAGUAUGUUUAAGAGGGAUGUAACAUUCGUAAUGUUUUUUAUUGUAUUUUAUUCUGUCUUAGGUUGUAUGGUGAACUGUGUAAUGUGUUUUCUUUUUGUUUUCUUUUUGUUAUAUUUCUUGUUUUAUGGUUAUUGGAUAUAUUGUACAGCACUUUGGGCUGUCCUAGUGGCAGUAGAAAUGUGCUAUGUAAGAAAUAAACCUAAACCUAAACUAUGAAGGUAUGGAUGGAUAAACAGACAGAUGAUGUUGUGAAGACUUCUUUUAAUGUAAACUUCAGCUUGUGUGUUGCAUAUCAGCUGGCUCUACUUUUUACAUUUUUUGGAAUACAUUUAUAAACAGGUACAGUUGUUCUAAAUAACACGUUGAUAGAUAAUAGAUAGGGCCUACUUUUAUGUGGCCAGGGUGCACAGUGAAUGACAUGAGGCAAGUGUCCUGGUGCACCUGUGUGGUUAGUGGGCUUUAUUCAUCCAUGACAGAAGGUCCUGGAAAUGAGUUAAAGUUUGGCACAAUCAUAAGCCCUCGCUCUCUCAAGCACUCAUGGUAUUAAAUUAAGCCUGGCCAAAGCAUGUAGAGGAUUUUGCACCUUCAUAGUUCCCAAUCUUCCUAUACCUGAAUGCGCUUCAGCUCGCCGGCGCCAUGGCCGUGAAUAGAUCCUCUUCGUUUGCUGAUGCACUUCACUGUGUUGUAAGUGGAGUCAGCGCUGCGUUGAGCGAGUCUUCCUCUAUAUACAGUGAAUUAGUGGAUCUGUCUGGAGCUGAAGUUACACCCCACACAUUUGAGGAUUCUUUUGACCUCAUUGAAGAGUCUUUGCAUCAUGUGGCCAAUAACCUCAUGGAUAUGGACCAGGACCCUCGUAAGCGGCUUUACUUCUCUGACGGGCGAAGGAAAGUAGACUAUGUGCUGGUCUAUCACUCCCGAAAACGUUCCUCUGUCAGGGGGUCCCCUAGUCAACAUAGACUGUCCAUCAUUUCCAAUGGCAGUUAUCCUUUAGGAGUGGAGGAAAAAGACCCAGAGGGAGGAAAGGAGGAACCAGCAGGGGUGGUGUUGGACAUCGGACCCCCAGACCCAGCUGAUGGGGAGAAAAUCAUGAUCCGAGAGGAGUUUGAGGGCAAUUUAAAAGAUGCUGGGCUGGAAAUUGAACAUGAUAAAGAGACCAAGGUCCACGGGCAUGCCUUCAUUCGUCUUCAUGCGCCUUGGCAGGUGUUGAGCAGAGAGGCGGAGUUUCUCAAGAUCAAGGUGCUCACCAAAAAGAGUUACGAGUUGAGGGAAGACACAGGUCUGGUCGCCACCAUGAACGAAGUGUGGCGAAAGAUAAAUCAACCAUUCCAGCCCAAGGUGCCCCAUCAGGAGCAGGAGCACAUUCGAACCAAGUUCCUUUCUCACUGUUUCUCUCGGGACAAGCUCCAUCUGUACAACAUCAAGUCCAAAGACACGUUUUUCAACAACACCACAAGGAGCCGAAUAGUGUAUGAAAUCCUCAGACGUACUGCCUGCACACGGACCUGCCAAACCAUGGGUAUCACCACGCUGAUAGCUAAUGGCGUUUAUGAUUCAGCGUUCCCGCUGCAUGAUGGAAACUUUCGUCCCACUGGUCAGACGGAAGGAAAGAAUGACAGACAGCUGUUACAUGAUGAAUGGGCAAGAUAUGGUGCUUUUUACAAAUAUCAGCCUGUUGAUCUUAUCAGGAGGUACUUUGGGGAGAAGAUAGGUCUCUACUUUGCCUGGCUUGGUCUCUAUACUCAGUUGCUGAUCCCUGCAUCUGUGGUAGGCAUCAUCGUGUUCUUUUACGGCUGGGCCACUGUGGAAACAAAUGUACCCAGCCAGGAGAUGUGCGAUGAAAAUCAGAACUUCACCAUGUGUCCCCUCUGUGAUCGUGCAUGUGACUUCUGGCAUCUGAGCACCGCGUGUGGCACAGCGCGUGCCAGCCAUCUCUUUGACAACCCGGCCACUGUGUUCUUUGCAAUCUUCAUGUCCCUUUGGGCGGCAAUGUUUCUCGAACACUGGAAGCGCAUACAGAUCAGUCUGAACUAUAGCUGGGAUCUGACAGGCAUGGAGGAAGAAGAGGAACAUCCCAGACCCAAAUAUGAGACGCUACUCCUUCAGAAGAGACAAAGAAAGAUGAAAAAUACGAAGAAUAAAAAUGAGCCUGAGAGAGGUGUGGAGGAGAGCGGGGAACUGGGGAAGGACAAAUGGAGACAAAGGUUACUGUCAGCUAUGGCUGCUGGGAAUCCGCCUGGAAACGAGAAGCUAACGUGGAGAGAUCGACUGCCUGGGUAUUUAAUCAACAUUUCAUCUAUUCUCUUCAUGUUUGGUGUGACCUGUUCCGCCGUGUUCAGCGUGAUAAUUUACCGCAUCACCAUCUCUGCACUCAUGGCGAUGAGCCCGGACCCAGAGGUCAAGUCCAACGUGCGUGUGACCGUCACGGCCACCGCCGUCAUCAUAAAUCUGGUGGUCAUUCUCAUCCUGGAUGAGAUCUAUGGAAUGGUGGCCGCCUGGCUCACAGAACUGGAGAUCCCGAAAACCGAGACCAACUUUGAGGAACGUCUGAUUCUGAAGGCUUUUCUUCUAAAGUUCAUGAAUGCUUAUGCACCCAUCUUCUACGUGGCCUUCUUCAAAGGGAGGUUUGCAGGUCGACCCGGUGACUAUGUUUAUGUCUUCAAUGACUACCGGAUGGAGGAGUGUGCACCUGGAGGGUGUCUCAUCGAACUUUGCAUUCAGCUAAGCAUCAUCAUGUUGGGAAAGCAGCUUAUUCAGAAUAACAUCUUUGAAAUCGGCAUUCCAAAACUGAAGAAGCUUUGUCGCACACUGAAGGACAAGGAACGGGCCCCCAAGGAGGUCGUGGAGCAGCGGAGUGGCCGUCAACAGUGGCACCUGGACUACGACCUGGAGCCAUUUGAAGGUCUCACACCCGAAUACAUGGAGAUGAUCAUUCAGUUUGGUUUCGUGUCGCUCUUCGUGGCUUCCUUUCCACUGGCACCACUUUUUGCUCUCUUAAACAACGUUAUCGAGAUCCGUCUCGACGCCAAGAAGUUCGUCACGGAACUUCGCAGACCGGAUGCCAUCAGAGCCAAAGAUAUCGGUAUCUGGUACAACAUCUUGAGUGGUUUGGGAAAGUUCUCGGUCAUCAUCAAUGCCUUUGUCAUCGCCUUCACGUCAGAUUUUAUUCCCCGACUGGUCUACCAGUACAUGUACAGCGAGACGGGCACCAUGCAUGGCUUUAUCAAUCACACCCUCUCUUACUUUAAUGUUAGCAACUUUAAAGCUGGAACUGUACCUUCUGUCUCCGGUCUCAACAAAGACAUCACACUGUGCAGGUACAAAGAUUACAGAGAACCACCCUGGUCAUCUGAGCCGUAUCAGUUCUCCAAACAGUACUGGUCCGUUCUAGCAGCUCGGUUGGGCUUUGUCAUAUUGUUCCAGAACCUCGUGAUAACCAUGAGCAUGCUGGUGGCCUGGGUGAUCCCGGACGUACCCAAGAACAUCAGCGAACAGCUGAAAAAAGAGAAGACUCUCCUGGUGGACGUUUUUCUGAAUGAGGAAAAGGAGAAGCUUCAGCUCAUCCAGAGCCUGUUCUCCAAAGACCUGACCCAAGAACAGCAGGAGGAGCUGCAGAUCUCAGAUCAAACCUCUCUGCCCCUCCAACAAACCCAGACCAGACCGGUCCCGCCCGCCCCUGCUCCAGCCUCCACGGCUCCUCGAACCCGUCCCAGAGCGGCGAGCUUCAGCCAGUUUACUCGCCAGAUGUCCAUGUCGCCCCGCAGUGACAUCACCCAUCACACGGCUGUGUGAGGGCGGUCAGGUGAGCGGAUUUGUGUGAUUUGACGGGCGGAGCUUCUUUUAGAAUACCUGAACGCUGGAUUCGGAAGAUUGCCGGUGGGAGGGACGUUUGAAGCUCUGAGUUUUGGGAAUAUAAUGUCCUCUGUCUUCUGGUUUUUCGCCUACUUUUGGUGACCGAACUUGUUUGAAUGUUUGUCCAUAGGCUCCUUGUAUGUUUUUUUCCUUCAGAUGUUCCUACGGUUUUCAGGAUCAUCUGACACACAAACGUUGCCACAGAGCCGAGCUUCAAUAGGACCACUAGCUAUCAUUCUAGACGCAUACGCGUUUGAUAAGCACCGGAUCACGGACGGGUGCUGGUCCUUGGGAAACACUGGGAAUGAUUUUGUUUUUUCCUAUUUGAGGGUUUUGUCGACUGCUGGACACAUUCACUGGACACCCAGACAUUGCAUAAUCUGUACAUGCUGUCCAAAUGCAAACUGCUUUGCACAUUGUCCAUAAGAUGUAGCAUAUAACAGCAAAUAAUAACCUUUCGUUUUCUCAGGAAACAGCGUCACUGUAGGCUAUAUUUUUUCCGUUAAUAUGACUGUCCUUGGUUUAAUAACAACUAUGAUACAUGUUAGUAAGUUAAGGUGCGAAAAGCACUUGAUGUGCGAGCUACAUGGUACUACAAUGUAUUCUGUGAAAUCAAACGUGUGGCGAAAAUGUGAUGUUUGUCUUAAAGCGAUGACGCCUCUUAAUGUAACACGUGAACUGAAAUCCAAUGUACAAGCACAAAUUAGGCAACAUGAAAUUAAACUCACAUUUGUCAAUGAUUACUUUUAUGUCAUGCCUUCUUCUAGGCCACAGUUGAUCACAUGUAUUUAUCAUACACAGCUGGUCUUUUUGUGCCAUGUCAACUAUAAUCCUCCGAUGAAUUUGCCGUCACCGGCGUGGGAGUGGAACAGGGAUGUAUAUUUUGUGCCAACAUAAGGUCAUCAAGUCAUUCUCUAUGCCUCAUAGGAUUUAAUGCACAUGCAAGAAGAAUAAAUAUUUAA
Triplophysa rosa is the source of this 6705-nucleotide messenger RNA. It is a transcript of the gene ano2b, whose product is annotated as anoctamin 2b. Gene Ontology annotation, cellular component: plasma membrane. The transcript is spliced from 26 exons. The record is from RefSeq and is a predicted model, not a curated record. NCBI's taxonomy places the organism in Eukaryota, Metazoa, Chordata, Actinopteri, Cypriniformes, Nemacheilidae. Bases 2531 to 5683 code for a protein of 1050 amino acids. Gene Ontology annotation, molecular function: chloride channel activity; protein dimerization activity. Gene Ontology annotation, biological process: chloride transmembrane transport.